This is a messenger RNA of Engraulis encrasicolus (European anchovy), 1986 nucleotides long. RefSeq names its product MSL complex subunit 1b (gene msl1b). The coding region runs from base 510 to 1925 and encodes 471 amino acids. Gene Ontology annotation, molecular function: chromatin binding. The record is from RefSeq and is a predicted model, not a curated record. NCBI's taxonomy places the organism in Eukaryota, Metazoa, Chordata, Actinopteri, Clupeiformes, Engraulidae. Gene Ontology annotation, cellular component: MSL complex. The transcript is spliced from 9 exons.
CUCAAUGGUGUUUAAACAUGUUUUGAAAUGAGCGGAAACAUGAAGUGGAUUGAAGAAGCUUUGCAGAAAAAUUGAGGAUUCGUUAAAAGGUGAAGACGUGACAUUUCUACAUAACAGCACCUUUCCACUGGCGGUGCUCAACCUCUCCUACCUACGUUGCAGUUCCGAUUUUUUGUGUUUUACUCCCCUCGGCUAUGUGACAUGCUUUGUUUACUAAUGCACGUUCUGAAAUUGGACCCAGAAAAGCUCGACCUUGACAAAGCUGACAUAGCGACUGGUCACUCUGUCGUUACCCGAGCAUUCCCGUGUGCAUUGGGUUCGGACAUUCCCACAGUCUCUGGGGGAGACACGCUUCUAGUGGCGGACUGCUCGGCAGAUCUUGGAAACUGGACGUGAAUAACCUUCCCAGACCGGACCGGACCCCACUCGGUAGCACCAAAACGACGGGACCGGUUCCGCCCGGGUGCGCGUCUGAGAGCGCAGGGACGCUGUCAUCCCAGGCCAAACCCAUGGGGGGCGAGGGAACCCCUGUAAAAACCAAAACUCCUCUUGGACAGACUAAUGCUGUGGAUGACCCCAUAGCAAUGAAUUCGCACAGCAACUCCAGGGAUGCCGGCACGGACGGCAACGCCAGGGGCAUCGAUGGCACGGGUCUGCCCAACGCGGCAUCACUGGAGGCCAGCACGGACGGCAAGCAGCGGAGGACCAUCAGGAAGACCCCGAGUCACCCCCAUGCUCAGGCCACCUGCCUCCGGCAGAUUCUCCUGCUUCAGCUGGAUCUCAUCGAGCAGCAGCAGCAGGAGCUUCAGACGAAGGACAAGGAGAUAGAUGAGCUGAAAUCUGACAGGGAUACGUUGCUUGCACGGAUAGAGCGUAUGGAGAGGCGUUUGCAGCUGAUCAGCAAUGCGCCACGGAACAAGCGCCUCUUCCAGCCACUGGAGAGAUGGGUGCCCGAAUCUGAGGACUUCUGGGAGGCGGGGGAGGACGCAGGCCAAGCCGGGCCACCUAAAAAUGCCGCCGUCCACAAUAAUAAGGAUGGCAAAGGGCAGAAAAGGAAACUGGGAGCAUCAGAGCCCAAACUGCCGGCCGGGAAGCCCAGAGGGAAGGCGGCCAAGCUCAGCCAAUCCCAAAAGGGCGACAGGCAUGACAUGGUGGAGAAGUCUGCCGCCGCCUCACCCCCACCUCCUCCAAGCCAGCAGCUCUACCACCGUGACGUGCACCACAUCAAGCAUGAGCCCGACUCCCCCGAGCCCCUCCACAGCAGACACGAGCCCCCCCUCAGCCACAGUCACCACAGCCACAGGCAGCCUGCGGGCCAGGCCUCCCCUGUGCUGCGGCCGGUGCGGUCCACGACAAGGGACCAUGAUCUCCGUGAGCCUGAGGAGCCUGCCAUGGAGGACCUGCCCUACAUGACCACCACGGAGAUGUACCUCUGCUGCUGGAAACAACCGCCUCUCUCCCCGCUCCGCGAGAGCUCGCCCUGCAAGGAGGAGGACGUUGACAUUCCAUCGUGGCGGGAAAGGAGUGUAGAACCGCUACAUGACAUUGAAGCCUCUGACAUCCCAGAGAAUACGGAUGAUGGCAUCUUCCUGAAAAGACAUUUAAAGCAUGAGACGGAUGAGAAACGACGGAAAAGGUGGGACAUCCAGAGGUUCCGAGAGCAGCGGAUGCUCCAGAGGCUGCAACAGCGCAUGGAGAAGAAGGCGCCCGUACCGGAGACGGAGCCUGACCUCACAUCUUUCUAUCCCGAGAUGGAGGAUGUGGAAUCCAUCAUAAUCACACCAUUUCUACCAGUCAUGGCUUUUGGAAGACCUUUACCUAACCUAGCCCCAGAGAACUUCGAACUGCCCUGGCUGGAUGACCGAAGUCGAUGCCGCGUUGAAAAUCAAAAGAAAAACGCUCCACACAGAAACUGUAGAAAAUAACAUAAAAAACUUUAGAAUGUGAAGUUCAAUACUUAAGAAUAAAACAUAAAAUCAACACAGA